AUGGGAAAGAUCACCUUCUACGAGGACCGCGGCUUCCAGGGCCGCUGCUAUGAGUGCAGCACCGACUGCCCCAACCUGCAGACCUACUUCAGCCGCUGCAACUCCAUCCGAGUGGACAGUGGCUGCUGGAUGCUCUAUGAGCGCCCCAACUACCAGGGCCACCAGUACUUCCUGCGGCGUGGGGACUACCCUGACUACCAGCAGUGGAUGGGCCUCAGCGACUCCGUCUGCUCCUGUCGCCUCAUCCCCCAUGUGAGUCACUCUGGCACUUACCGAAUGAGAAUCUACGAGAGAGAUGACUUCAGAGGACAAAUGUCAGAGAUCACAGAUGACUGUCUCUCUCUUCAAGAUCACUUCCACCUCAGCGAAAUCCACUCCCUCAGUGUAACUGAAGGCUGCUGGGUCCUCUACGAAAUGCCUAGCUACAGGGGACGGCAGUACCUGCUGAGGCCCGGGGAAUACAGGAGAUAUCUUGACUGGGGGGCUCCAAAUGCCAAAGUCGGUUCUUUUAGACGAGUCAUGGAUUUCUACUGA
Molecule: messenger RNA, 534 nt
Organism: Arvicola amphibius (Eurasian water vole)
Lineage: Eukaryota; Metazoa; Chordata; Mammalia; Rodentia; Cricetidae
Product: gamma-crystallin B
Exons: 3
Coding region: 1-534 (177 amino acids)
Biological process (GO): visual perception; lens development in camera-type eye
Molecular function (GO): structural constituent of eye lens
Source: RefSeq, a predicted model, not a curated record